This is a messenger RNA of Pangasianodon hypophthalmus (striped catfish), 1263 nucleotides long. RefSeq names its product inhibitor of DNA binding 4 (gene id4). The coding region runs from base 222 to 569 and encodes 115 amino acids. NCBI's taxonomy places the organism in Eukaryota, Metazoa, Chordata, Actinopteri, Siluriformes, Pangasiidae. Gene Ontology annotation, biological process: negative regulation of transcription by RNA polymerase II; cell differentiation; circadian regulation of gene expression. Gene Ontology annotation, cellular component: nucleus; cytoplasm. Gene Ontology annotation, molecular function: transcription regulator activity; protein dimerization activity. The transcript is spliced from 3 exons. The record is from RefSeq and is a predicted model, not a curated record.
CACAGCGGAGACACAUCGGCUCCAGACGGCCCGCGCCUGAGUGAAUGGAGCAGGAGAAUGGCAGCAGAAUAACGCUUCCCGUCUCUUCUCGUGUUCCUGUAGUUCAGUGUUAUUUCUAUACCGAUAAGCGAGACGCGAGCUGACUCUUUCCGAUUUCUCACUCUUCUUCUUCUUCCUCUUCUUCUUCUUCUUUUUUUGCAACAUUUGCCUUGAAUGAGAAGAUGAAGGCUACUAUUCCGCCUCGGGCCCGGAGGGACUCGUGUAGCUGCGCUGCUCUCUCGGCCGAGCCGGAUCUGUGCUGCCUCCAGCACGACAUGAACGACUGCUACAGCCGGCUGAGGCGCCUGGUGCCCACCAUCCCUCAGCACCGGCGCGUGAGCCGCGUGGAGAUCCUGCAGCACGUCAUCGACUACAUCCUGGACCUGCAGCUGGCGCUCGAGCGCACCGAGCACAGCGAGCACAGCGGGACGUGGCCGCGCAGCUCCAUCCGCGCGCCGCUCUCCGUCCUCAACACAGAGCAGAGGACGCCAGUUGUCAAUAAGCAGGAGGACACGAUUCUGUGCCGCUGAAAUGCAGCAUAUCGCAGUGGUGUGCAGGGAGCCCAUCCAAAGCCAAGCCAAACUUUGGCAGUGAAUCCGACACACACCAGGCCCAACGUGGGAUUGCAAAGCAGUUCUGAAACUAAUGGCUUCUAAACCAUAAUUUAUAAACAUUUCAGUGUUAACUGUCAGUGAUGGCUGAGGCAGCCAGUGUUCUUCUCCGUUCACUCUAUUUUCUGUCAGUGAAGGAAAUGCUGAAUUUGGAUAAAAGAUAAAGAAUUUCUCUUUAUUUCUCUCUCUCUCUCUCUCUCUCUCAUAUUUCCUCAGUGGUAAGAUUUGGCAUUUGACCACACCAGGAAAAAGCUUGUCUAAUUUUUACUAAGAAUCUUCACACUGUAAAGCUUUACAGUACAUUGAAAGUAACAUUGAAAGUUAAAAUUUUGACAUCUAUUGUUAAAAAUAGAUGAUUUGUUUUAAACAGGGAUUUCCCUGCAAUUGAAUUGUUUAAUAUUGUAAAGAAAGCAAAUACAUGUUGACAAAUAAUCCUGUAUAUAAAAAAAUAGGAUGUUCUAUAAUUGUAUGUGUAAGAAAAUAUCUAUAUGCUAUUGUAAUUAUAAGAUAUUUUUAUUGAAAGGUUUUGUUUUGUAAAUAUUGUGUUUUCCAUAAGUGUAGUGAAGAAAUACAUGAUUGUUCUGCUAAUAAAGAUCUCACAUCAUAAAGCUAA